Molecule: messenger RNA, 1937 nt
Organism: Tripterygium wilfordii
Lineage: Eukaryota; Viridiplantae; Streptophyta; Magnoliopsida; Celastrales; Celastraceae
Product: syntaxin-51-like
Exons: 6
Coding region: 1242-1937 (231 amino acids)
Biological process (GO): vesicle fusion; intracellular protein transport
Cellular component (GO): endomembrane system; SNARE complex
Molecular function (GO): SNAP receptor activity; SNARE binding
Source: RefSeq, a predicted model, not a curated record
CAAAUUAGUUCCAUUGAAAAUGGAAUUCUGUGAUGUGUUUUUUAUGCGUAAUUUAUGAUUGGCUUGAUUAUGUUGGGGUUUAGAUUAUCUAGAUCACUUAAGAAAUUUUAUGUAAAUUUAGAGGACGUGGUUUGAGCUUCAACUUUAGUUGAACUUUUUCCGUCCCUUUAUGAGCCGUGUGAUGUGUGAUUGUUGAUCUAAUAAUUAGGACCUGACAUUGAUUCUGUGGGGUUAGUUUACCACAAGCUUGGAUGAAUUCUUGUACAAGCUAGCUAGUUGGGCUAAUGACCCGCCUAGGUCUUGAAGUGGUUUAGAGCUUAGGAGACUGUACAACUGAACUGGAGUGAUGCAAUGCAACUAACCCUAUUGACCCCCCAUCUAGCUCUAGCAGUGGUUUGCCCCUUAUUUGGCAAAUGAUUGAUGCAGAUAACGUGAUUGUCAAGGGAAAGCAUGCUAAGACAUUAAUAAUUAAGUAUAAAGGAUUGGUGAAGUCAAUUUAACAAGUCCUACUAUUAUCUUCCUUUAGAUAAGCAGGCUAUUGCUUUUAUAAUUUGUAUUUGAACUUUAAAAGUAGAGUAUUUGGGAAUUACAAGGUUUUGCUGGAUAUGAGGUGCCUAAAAAAUGGGUAACCAACUUCUGGCGGGGUCAGGGAGAAACAAGUAUACGCAGCCUUCCCCGUGCAUAAUAUGGGGAAAUGUUGUUUUUGGGUUUGAACUGUGACCUCAAAGUUGCACCUCUACCACUUAACUGGUGGGCCACAUGUUCGCCUGUUGGAUAUGAGCUGCCUGUGGAGUUCAAAUUAUAUAUACUAGUGUAUGUGCAGUGUACCAUGGCCUGACACUUUCAAAGGCAUAAUUCUAACAAAGUUAUUAUCAAUCAAAAGAAGCGCUUGCAAUCAUCAAAACCACAGAGUUGCCAGCUCAAAUUAGCAGGCUGGCUGUACAGGGUUGGAUGUCAAUUAAUUAAAAUAUAUAAUAAAGUAAUCUUAUGGAGGGAAAUAUUUAAUGUGCCAAAUCACUUUCUUUUCUAUAAAGAAGCAUUUUCAUUUUGUUUAAUGAAGAAGUUGUUUUCCAUGUGACUAAUAACAUAAAAUACUAAUUGGUGUAUGUGUUUUUAUGCUUGAACCAACUUCUACCUAUAUGUAAUGAGCAAUCCUGGAAGGGAGAGUGUAUGAGAUAUUGAGGCAAGGACAUCGCAAUACGCCUCUUUUUUCAGUGUAUGCAGAUUCCUUGCACAUUGCAAUGGCAUCUCCUGCUGAGUCUUGGACCCGAGAAUUCAAUGAAGCAUCAAAACUUGCUGCUGAUAUCAAUGGUAUGAUUUCUGGAAGGAGUUCGUUACCUCCAUCAGGGCCAGAAACACAACGUCAUUUGUCUGCAACUCGGAGAAAAAUAACAAUUCUAAGGACGAAAAUUGAUACUUUGCAGACACUUCUACAUCAGCUUCCUGCCAAGCAGAAAAUAUCUGCAAAGGAAAUAAAUCGGCGCCAAGAAAUGCUUAAAAAUUUGACUUCUAAAGCCAACCAGAUGGCUACAACUCUCAAUAUGUCUGGUUUUGGCAACCGAGAUAGCUUACUUGGCCCUGAUAGAAAGUCUGAUGAUCUCAUUAGCAGAACAACUGGCUUGGACAACCAAGGUCUUGUUGGCUUUCAACGGCAAAUUAUGAGAGAACAAGAUGAUGGGCUUGAAAAAUUGGAGGGGACAGUCACAAGCACAAAGCACAUUGCAUUGGCUAUAAAUGAGGAACUUAAACUACAUACUGGGCUUCUGGAUGACUUGGAUGAGCAUGUGGAUGGAACAAACUCUCGUCUACAGCGAGUCCAAAGGAAGCUGGCCAUACUAAAUAGAAAUACCAAAGGUGGUUGCUCUUGUUUGAUUCUGUUGGUCAUUGGUGUUGUCAUUCUGAUUGUUGUUAUAUGGGCAAUGAUUAAAUAUUUGUAA